Triticum aestivum (bread wheat) is the source of this 1824-nucleotide messenger RNA. RefSeq lists its product as uncharacterized. Lineage: Eukaryota; Viridiplantae; Streptophyta; Magnoliopsida; Poales; Poaceae. The record is from RefSeq and is a predicted model, not a curated record. The coding region runs from base 29 to 1528 and encodes 499 amino acids. The transcript is spliced from 2 exons.
UCCUCCAUGGCCGAUCUUCCUGCAGUCGAUGGCGACCAAGAGGAGAAUACACAUCCCCGCCCCAUGUCCUGGCUCCCUCCGCACGCCCGACCGCGGCGAUCCUCCCCCAAAGUCGGUCCUCCUCGACACCCUCGUCUACGCCGACGACCGCACGAACGCCUCCACCGCCGAGGGCUUCACCAGCAACGGCCAGGCCAUCCGCCUCACCUUCUGGCCCGCGCAUCCGCCGCUCAUCUCCUACUUCACCGUCCACCUGCCCACCCUCCUCCAGGACGGACCCGCCACGUCGCUCGACCUUCUGCCACGCCUUGUCCGCACCGACGGCGACCUCGCCCUCUUCCGCGUCAUGGUCGGCCCUUCGCCCAGCAAUCCGGACCACAUCAACUACAUGAUCUACCGUGUCCGUGCCGGCAUCAGCAAGCUUGAGGCGCUCCCCGCCCACCCCACCCGCUUGUUCGCCGACUGGUCACUUGCCCUCCUGCGCUGCCGCUGCCCGGACGACGGCAGGUUCUUGGUCGCCAAUCUCCGUUCGACUUACACCCGUGGGCAGUACGCCCUCGACCUGUUCGACUCCGGGUCAGGCACAUGGAGCACCAGGCCGAUGCGUGCUGAGUCGCCAGAGGACUGCUACUUCCGUACUCCAACCAAGGUGAUCGCCCUCGGUGGCGACCGCGGUUCAAUCGGCUGGGUCGGCCUCUGGCAUGGAAUCCUCAUCGGUGAUCUGCUCCCCAGCGGCGGGGACGAUGACGACGUCCUCCGCUUCAUCCCUUUGCCCAUGCUUUCGGCGCCCAACAAGAUGAUCCCAGGCCCUUUGUGCUGUGACCGGGACGUCUCCGUCGGCGGCGACGGUUGCAUCAAAUAUUCAGAGGUGUGGGCUCAUCCCGUGCCCGGCUCGCGUCGCGCCACCUACAUCUCCGAGGACUGGGGUGCCGCCAUACUGACAUGGCUGGAGCCCAAGAAGAAGUGGCACAUCGACCUCAGCCUCAAAGCCUCGGACAUCAUCUUGGACGACAGUCACUCCCGGUUGCUUCCUCGUCAUGAUGCCAAGGCCACAAUGGAGAGUCCAACUACCUUGAGCAGACUCCACACAGGGCAUCCUGCUCUCAGCUUGCAUGAUGAUGAUGUUGUUUACAUCACGGCCAAGGUUGACCACUUGGACGACGAUUUGUGGAUGCUUGCUCUUGACAUGAGGAACAAGACUCUGAAAGGAGUGGCUGCUCUCACCAGUAAAAGAACCUUGGGUUUUAGAUUCAUGUACUUGCAAAGUGACCUCUCCAACCAUCUGGUGCGCGCAAGCAGAACAACAGAGGUCUCCAACCAUUUGGUGGCCACAAGCAAAAGCAAAAGGUCCUCUCGCAGAAAGAAGAGUAAUGCUGCUAAAACUGGCAAGCAAGAAGCUGUGAAGACUCUUGCUAACAGCUGUCGUGUGGAUGCUGAUGCGACGACUUGGCGGGAAGGGAAACAUUUUCUGCGGGUUGCGGAACAAGAAGAACAGGAGCUGACGAUAAUCAAGCCUUUUCAAGGAUAAGAAUAAUCGAGCCUCGAGUUGUUUCAGUAACUUAGUGAUGGCUAUAAAUGGAUACAAUGUUUGCGCAAUGUUCCAGUUCUGUUUGUUCUAUCUUGCCAAUGCUGUCUCUGCCUUCCUAAAUCUCCCAGGCGCCGUUGAGGAAACAUUUGCUGCAUACAUGGUUCUAUGGUUGAGGUAUUCUGAUCCAUUCUGGUGUUGUCUCUUCCUUGACCGGUCAAAUGUAAUUUGCGUCGUUUCCUCCCAUGCAGUUUAUUACUCCCUCUGUCCCAUAAUACAAGACGUUAUUACACCUAAUA